AUGGCCGACGACCGGCGUAACAGCUCCGAGAAACCACCCUCGGCGCGGGAUGGUCAGAACUCGAGCACAAGUCCAACUCAAACACCGACCCAAUUGCAGAACCAGACGCAAGACGCCCGACCGCCGCCCAAGAAGCGCAGACGUGUGGUGAUUUCUUGCACGGAAUGUCACCGACGAAAGCAAAAGUGCGACCGAGACCUCCCAUGCGCCAACUGCAAGUCGCGCAACAAACAGGAUGCUUGCAAGUACGAAACGGGCGCACCCACGGCGAAAGACAACCGUAAGCCGGACGGCGAGGGCGCAAGAUCGACACACGUCCAGAGCCUCUCCAAUGCCGCCGCGAACUGGGGCUACUCGCAAGCUGGAGCUUCCACGCUCGGUCUGAUGAGGAAAAUCGAAAGCGCCAACGGUGACGGCCAAUUGUCGCAUCUCGGCGGCGCAGCCCACGUCGAAGACCAGUUCGCGACAAAGGAGCGAUACAAGUCUUUGAUCAGGCAGUUGCCGGCAAAGGGGUAUAUUGAAAAGCUCAUCGACGUAUACUUUACCGAGUUCAACCACCAGUACUUUGCUCUCGAGGAGGAUCUCUUCAAGGAACAGUUUGCCGAGUGGUCCAACAUUCCCUUUAGCGUGCUUUCCAACUCUGGACCACAGGGUCUCUCGCCCGAUCUGCGAGUCUUUCCUGCGCUGCUCUUCCAGGUAUUGGCGACGGCCUUGUUGACUCUGCCGGAAGGGUCGCAAGACUUUUACGACCAUCUCAAGUAUGCCGGGAACAUGACUUUCGAGGACCUUGCCGCGGACUACAGCGAAUCUGGCGUUGGCAUUUUGUCACUGCUUGGUAAGCGGCAAAUCACGCUCACAACAGUCCAGGCCGACUUUCUUCGAGCUGCGUUUCUCAAGUACAUGGCAAAGGUCACGGAAUCGUGGCAUGCCAUUGGUAGCGCUAUUCGAGAUGCUCAAGAGAUUGGCAUGCACCGGGAUAGCCUGGAUCCUUCCCCGGCCAGCGAUGACACUGGAGAUAUGCUCGAGAACAUGUGGCUGAUUCAGCGGAGGAGAAAGCUUUACAUGGUCCUCAUGACAUGGGACAUCCACUGUGCGCUUGUGCUAGGACGUCCUGGCAGCAUCGACUGGCGUAUACUCCCGCCAAGUCUGCCAAUAGACGCGCCUCCGCCAAAAGACCGCCGCAAGACGCCCAUUGCGCCAAGGGAUGACGAAAGAGAUCCUCCAACCCCGUUGACUAAAAGCAUAUGGGCUUUCAAGCUCGUCGGUCCAAUGCGCGAGAUUCUGGAGCUCGAACAUGACGGUCCGUGUCCGAAAGACUACUCCAAGGUCGACCGGGUGCACCAAAUAUGUAUGGAACUCGACGAGGCAACGCCCGCAUACUUCCGCCUGGAGAAUCCGGACACGAAAUGGGACGGUAACCCUUCGUGCUCCUGGCUGCAGUCAGUGCGGUUUUACCUGCCGCAGAUGAAUCUGUUCAAUCUGAUGGCGCUGCACCGACCCUACAUCUUUAACAGGCAGAAGAGUCGGACAGAGGCGCUCAAGGCCAGCAUUGAAAUGUUGCAUCGACAGAUGCUCACAUUUCAAGGCCUCGACGCUGGUUCAUGGCGAAAUUUCUCGCUGUUCUUUGGCAGCUUUGACGCAGUCGUGCUCAUGGCGUCGAUUUAUAUCCUAUUCCCCAAGGAGAACCUGGAUAUGGCAGGCAGCGCCAUGCAACACUUCCACUGGACAACGGAGAGGUUUGAAGCGAUGCAAGAGAGAAAUCCUCUUGCGAAGGCGGCAAAGGGUGUUCUCCAGGCGAUAUUUAAUAAGUUUAAGAAAGCAGUAGGAAACCCGGCGCCACCAGCGAGCCUGUCGAGCCUGGCGUCCCAGACAACCCCGGCGUCAACGGCGGACAACAGCAGUCUAUCCGGCCGCGGAUCGGUGUCAACGACCACAGCGGCCACGGCAGAUACGCCAGUGAGCAAGAGUAGCACGGUGGCGACGCCGACAUCAUUGCCCAUGGCAUCAGACACGGCAUCGACGUACCCUCUGCCAACAUCUACCUCGGACUGGAACAUACCCAAUAGCUGGGAUUUUACGUCGAUUGCGCCGCUGUUCCCGAUGGGAGACCUCAUUUACCACGAUCUUAACGGCAUACCGGAUGACGGAUCUCUGCCCGCAUGGGGAGCCGCGACACCGCCACCGCCAGUGGCCGGAACAACAUCAUUUGAAGGAGAUUUUGGGAAUGACAGUGUGUGGAACUUGCUAAACCAGUACGACCCGUCAUCUGUUUGA
Colletotrichum phormii is the source of this 2274-nucleotide messenger RNA. Its product is annotated as fungal-specific transcription factor domain-containing protein. The transcript has 5 exons. Bases 1 to 2274 code for a protein of 757 amino acids. Gene Ontology annotation, biological process: regulation of DNA-templated transcription; DNA-templated transcription. The record is from RefSeq and is a predicted model, not a curated record. Gene Ontology annotation, molecular function: DNA-binding transcription factor activity, RNA polymerase II-specific; DNA binding; zinc ion binding. Gene Ontology annotation, cellular component: nucleus. NCBI's taxonomy places the organism in Eukaryota, Fungi, Ascomycota, Sordariomycetes, Glomerellales, Glomerellaceae.